Eurytemora carolleeae is the source of this 1029-nucleotide messenger RNA. RefSeq lists its product as uncharacterized. NCBI's taxonomy places the organism in Eukaryota, Metazoa, Arthropoda, Copepoda, Calanoida, Temoridae. The record is from RefSeq and is a predicted model, not a curated record. Bases 23 to 961 code for a protein of 312 amino acids. The transcript is spliced from 4 exons.
UAAUUAUACUAGACGGGUUUCCAUGCAAUCCUUGUUCCCUGAGACUGACCGGCGGCGAGGAAGUUUGCUCAAGGAACGUGUUCUUGAACUGUUCCAUGAAAAUGAGGAGGAGGAACGAUCUAAGAGCCGAACAUCAUGGAUCACAGAGCGUGGAGUAGAGGAAGAGGAGGAGAGGGUUAAAGAGGGGGUUCUUGAAUCCCUAUCUGGUUCUCAUAGGAGUCAAGAGUCAGGUGUUGGAUCAAUCGGAACAAUAUCUGGUGAUCUUGAUCUUGAUCCCCUUAAAACCCCUGGAAUGGACAGGAGGGGUUCAGACACCUCCGAGGAGAGUAUCCAGGAAACAGGAACUGGAAAAACCAGAAGAAAGUUGGCGAAACAGGAAUCCAUUCUGACCAGCCUCAGUCUCCGCUCUGACCUUGCGAAACAAGCGAAUGCUGACAAGGUAAAUCUGGACUCAGGACCUAGCAGUCCUUUGCCUCAACCUCGAAGAUUGGGAACUGGGGUCGAAUCCCCCAGCGCACAGCCACGGAGGCUGCUUGAGGCCGGACUAAGAACCCCUAUUACACAGCCGCGUAGAAUGGAGGUUGGGAUUGAAACUCCAAGUACGCAGCGUCGAAGACCGGAGAAGGUUAAGCCAAGUGGACCUCCUAUUACUGGAGCUACAAGAGCUAAGAUUCCACCAACCCUGGAUGGAUCUCCGAGCCCCAGCAUUCCAAGAAGGAGACCAUUGAUGUCUUACAAUAGUAUUGAAGAAAUGCAGUCUCCGAAAAUUCAACAAAAACAUCCGCCUGUAACUACACCUAGCGUUGAAAAAAGGAACUUGCCACCCGUCACUCAGCCAAGCGUGGAGUCUGACAGCGUAAAGAUAGAGAAGAAUCUGUCUGAGAAAAAAGAAACUGGUGAAAAAAAUGGAGAUGAUAAUAUUGACUCAUUGUUUGAUACACAUGGAACAGUGUAUGUUUAAAAUUGUAAAUAAGAUUUUCAAAAUCGUCGUUUUGAAAGGCAAUCUUGAAAAAUUUUAAAUCAUGGGCA